Meloidogyne enterolobii is the source of this 1035-nucleotide messenger RNA. The record is from the annotation of a GenBank genome assembly. Lineage: Eukaryota; Metazoa; Nematoda; Chromadorea; Rhabditida; Meloidogynidae.
AUGGAAAAAUACAUAAGUUCUAACAUGUGCGGGGCAAAUGAUGGUAAGUGCUGUCAAUACUAUAUUAUUGGUUUUCUUUUUUCAGGUAAGGCUGAUGCACCAAUUACAAUUGAUGAUAACCAAGGAAAAGAAGUAAUGCAACAAAAUAAUAGAAAUGUUCAGGAAAAUAUUACAAUGGAAGCCUCAAUUACUGCCUCCGAAAUACAAGAAGUGCGCGCAUUUAUUAUUGAACAAAGAAAGAAAAAAGAAGCCGCCGAGGCACGCCGAAAGCGUUCACUUGAGAAAUCAACGUCUACUUUAAAUUCUUUGUCGUCGUCGAGUAAGACUCCAACAGCAAAAAAAGCGCAAAUUAAGUCUCAAACAAAAAAAUCAUCUGGAGUUAAUCGAAACGCCUUUGAUACAGUAAUUAAGACAAUUGUUGAACGUGAAAUGAGUCGUAAUGCUACGAAAAAUAAAGAAAAUUCUAAAGGUUUAGACAUUGAUUCAGAGGAUAUUAUUGAUGAACUUAUGGACUAUGAUGAGGAGGAGGAUGAAUCAGACGAUCCAGAUCCUAAUGCAAUAAUUUCUUUAGGCGAGGAUGAAGAAGAAUACAAGCGAAAGCGAACAGAACUUCCUGAGGCAUUACUUAAGCGUGCACAGGUGCUUAAAGAACCUCGUCAAGGAAUUUUCAUCCACCAGUGCAACGAUUGCAGAGAAAACCAGAAAAAACGACAAAAAUUUCUUUACAAUGCAGGAAGUGCUAUAUAUUCUCUGCUUACAUUCGAAUUAUGUGCAGAGGACCUGGACAAAAAUAUUAACCUAGGAGUGUAUUAUGCUGGUUGUUGGGCUGCUGGAGUGUUAUACUUUCAAUGUUGUACAAACAUUGCUACAGGGACUGAUUAUAAGCUAUUGAGCUUAUUGAAAUAUUGUUGGAUUUUGCAUCAGUGCGAUAAAUGUAUCAGUUUUCAAAGGUCCUUAGCUAAUGACAUGUUCUUGCAAAAAUGUGGGGAAAAAUACGAGCUGCGUUUCAUAGUUGAUUUUCAAAGAAUUUUUUAA